Setaria italica (foxtail millet) is the source of this 2184-nucleotide messenger RNA. Its product is annotated as probable carboxylesterase 18. The transcript has a single exon. NCBI's taxonomy places the organism in Eukaryota, Viridiplantae, Streptophyta, Magnoliopsida, Poales, Poaceae. Bases 652 to 1986 code for a protein of 444 amino acids. Gene Ontology annotation, molecular function: hydrolase activity. The record is from RefSeq and is a predicted model, not a curated record.
AAGGAGGAUCUUUUAUUACAUCUUAAAAAUAAAGUUACAAUCACGAGCAAUAAGUUGCUCAACACACGCUGGACUACACAAAUACCACAUAGCUGUAAGUCCAAUUCGCUUCGCCAAUUGAGCAAGCUCGUGAGCUAUACCAUUUUGCCCUACACCAUUUUGCCCUCUCUUCGUAUGUUCUACCAACCAUGCCGGCAAGCUACACCCUGUAUCUUGGGCUUCUUUGAUAAUGAACCGCAACCGCGAUUUGUAACCCUCUCGAUCUUGGAGCAUCCCCACUAGAGAGCUGCAACCUGUUUCCAGGAUCACUUUCUUUCUACACCACUCUGCUGCUAGCAUGUGCCCCUCUCUACAGGCCAUUGCUUCCACUUCCUCCGCAUCCUGCCCCUAUGCUAUAUUGUAAUGCUCGGGAAUCAAUCUAGAAUUGGGGGCAUAUGGAUCCUGCGGAGGUUCAUGAAAGCUAAUAUUUUUUUCCUCUCCAUUGAAUCUCUACAAUUUCUUACUGCUGGAACGAAAGAUGUGCUGUAGCCUCUCUAAGAUUUCUUGCUGCUGGAACGAGGGAUAGAUUGCAGCCGUAUAAUUCUUGUUUUAGUAAGGGUAGAAUGGUCACAUUUGACAUGAGAUGACGGAAGUGGUAAGCUGCUAACAAAUAUGAUCUUUUGGUGGUACUAUAUUUCUAUAGAUGAAUCUUUGGAUGGUAUAAUAUCUAGAGAUGUGUUGUUUUUUAUGGUAUGGAUCCAAUUAUACCUUUUCAGAAAGACGCAUCUCAAUUCGCCAGACCGACAGUUCCAUCUCACUUACUCGGCUUCCCAGCGUGCCCAGACACCCAAGCUGUGCCUAUAUAUCGCACGUCCAAGCAGAGACCGGGCAAAUAGAUCGAGCAGAACCAGAGCAAGGCAGACGAGGAGUGGAGAAGCAACAAGAAAAAUGGAGGCCGGCAACCAAGGAGCAGAAGCCAACCGGCCGACGCGGCCGGCGCUGCCGCUGUGGGUGCGGAUCCAGCUGGCGGGGCUGACGGCGGCCAUCGACGCCGUGGAGCGCAGCGACGGCACGGUCAACCGCUGCCUCUACGGCGCCAUCGACCGCCUCCUGAGCGCGCGCGCCAACCCGCGCCCCGACAAGUCCGGGGUCCGCUCCUACGACGUCACCAUGGACGCCUCCCGUGGCAUCUGGGCGCGCGUCUUCGCCCCCGUUUCCGCCGAUCGCCCGCUCCCCGUCGUCGUCUACUACCACGGCGGCGGGUUCGCGCUCUUCUCCCCCGCCAUCGGGCCCUUCAACGGCGUGUGCCGCCGCCUCUGCGCCGCGCUCGGUGCCGUCAUCGUGUCCGUCAACUACCGCCUCGCGCCGGAGCACCGGUGGCCGGCCGCCUACGACGACGGCGUCGACGCGCUCCGGUUCAUCGACGCCCGCGGCGGCGUCCCGGGGCUCGGCGCCGAGGUCCCCGUCGACCUCGCCAGCUGCUUCCUGGCCGGGGAGAGCGCCGGCGGCAACAUCGUGCACCACGUCGCCAACCGCUGGGCGGCGCGGUGGCAGGCGUCGGCGAGGAGCCUCCGCGUCGCGGGGAUCUUCCCCGUGCAGCCCUACUUCGGCGGCGUCGAGCGCACGGAGUCGGAGCUGAGGCUGGAGGGCGUCGCGCCCGUGGUGAACCUCAAGCGCUCCGACUUCUCGUGGACGGUGUUCCUGCCCGUGGGCGCGACGCGCGACCACCCGGCGGCGCACGUCACCGACGAGAACGCCGACCUGGCGGAGGAGUUCCCGCCGGCCAUGGUGGUGAUCGGCGGGUUCGACCCGCUCAUGGACUGGCAGCGCCGGUACGCCGACGUGCUGCGGCGGAAGGGGAAGGCCGUGGAGGUGGCGGAGUACCCGGGCAUGUUCCACGGGUUCUACGGCUUCCCGGAGAUCCCCGAGGCCACCACGGUGUUGCACGACAUGAAGGCCUUCGUCGACCGCCACAGGGCCACGCCGCCCAAGACCGACGCCGCGUGAUGAUUGAUGAACUGGAGUUUCUGUUGGUUUAUUGUGUGCGAUCAUGUAGGGAAAAAAAUCAUAAGAAACAAGAUGCAUUCAUGUGUUAUUUGUCAUGCGGAUGUGGAGUCUGUCAUCAAAAGUGCUUUUGUUAUGUACUUAUGUGAACAAGAAACUGUCGAGACGCGAGAGAUAAUGAAAGGCCAAUCUCACCUACCA